UCAGCAGGUAUUGUGAGAAGUUGAAGCAUGAGAUGAGCCGGGACACCUGCUUCAUCAUGUCAUACGGCCAGCGAGAGGAGACCAGGCUAGAGGACCUUUACACUGACACACUGAUGGAACUGUUGAAUGACUGCAAUGAAAGUCUGGGCUUCUUAGAGAGUCUGGACCAGCUCCUGGGAGACCAUGCAGUCUUCAAUCCCCAAGGUGAAAUCAUCUAUGUUAUGGGGGAUGCCGGUGUGGGAAAAUCAAUCCUCCUGCAGAAGCUUCAGAACCUCUGGUCCAAAAAGGAGCUGCAGACGGAUGCCAUCUUCUUUUUUAAGUUCCGCUGUAGGAUGUUCAGCAUCCUCAAAGAAACAGAGCAGAUCUCCCUUAAAGACCUUCUGUUCAAAUAUAACUGCUACCCAGAUCUUGAUCCAGAUAAUGAGGUGUUUGAUUACAUCCUGUGCUUCCCUGAGAAGGUUCUUUUUACAUUUGAUGGCUACGAUGAGCUUCAGAUGAAUGAUCUGAUGAAUGUUCCUGAAGUGGUGUCACCAGAUGUGAAGGCACACCCCUUCCAGCUGCUCAUCAGUUUGCUCAGUGGGAAGCUACUCAAGGGCUCCCAGAAGGUGCUGACGGCCCGGACAGGGACUGAGAUCCAGAGUAGGGUGAUCAGAAAGAAGGUGGUUCUGCGGGGAUUCUCCCCAGCUCAUCUCAAGACCUACAUUGAUCUGCACUUUAAGGAGCAGGAGCACAGAGAGCUGGUUUCAGUUCAGCUGGAUGCUAGCCCCCACCUGUGUGGCCUCUGCUCCACCCCACUGUUCUGCUGGAUUGUAUUUAAGAGCUUUAGGCACCUGCACACCAUGCAUGAUAGUUUCCAUCUGCCUGAAACGUGCAUCACACUGACAGACAUCUUCCUGCUGCUGUCGGAGGUGUUCCUCACCCGCUCAGCCUCACCUGCGCCGUCUCUGCUGAAGAAAAGCACCCGAUGUGCCUCUGAGACAUUCAAAGCAGGGCUCAGGCCUCUUGCAGCAUUUGCCAAACUAGCACUUCAGGGUAUGGAGAGCGGUAGCUUCAUUUGCACCCAAGAGGAGAUCACUGCAUGUGGCCUGACGGAGGAGGACCUGACGCUGGGCUUUCUAAGACCUGUCAGUGAGUAUGAUGCCAAUGGAAGCCCUGCUACAUUUGAAGUCCUCCAUAUCACCCUCCAGUCUUUCCUGGCAGCAUUUGCUCUAGUGUUGGAUGAGCAGGCUGCUGCCAGCUCCAUCCUCAAGUUCUUCACAGAGUGCAGCAGGAAAAGAGAAGUCUCCUGUCUGCCGUUUAACGUCUGUGUCCGUGGCUCCUCAAAGCCCAGUGAGAAGAAGCCAUUCACAUCCAAUGAGCACCUUCAGUUCACUAAUCUGUUUCUGUGUGGACUGCUGUCCAAGGCUAACACUGGCCUGAUUCAACAUCUGGUAUCUCCUGUGGUACUAAAGAAAAAACAGACCCUGCUAAAAUCCUACCUGUCCACCAGUGUGAAGUCCCACCUCCACGGCUUACCCCACUACAACAGUGAAGAAGGCAAGAAAGUUCAUGUUUUGCCCAACUUCUUGUGGAUGCUGAGGUGCAUUUUUGAGACAGGGAGCAAAGACAUCGCUCAGAUGACAGCAAAAGGCAUCACAGCGAACCUCAUCAAGCUGGGUUACUGCGACGUGUACUCAGGUGACUGCACCGCCCUGAACUUUGUACUGCAGCACCGUCAGAAGCUCCUGGGCGUUGACAUGGACAACAACAACAUCAGUGACUACGGGGUGAAGCAGCUGAAGCCCUCCUUUUCUAAGAUGACAGUAGUGAGAUUGAGCGUCAAUCGCCUGUCUGACAGCAGCAUCGAGGUUCUUGCAGAGGAACUGUGUAAGCACAAAAUUGUGGAGAUGUUGGGGUGA
Epinephelus lanceolatus (giant grouper) is the source of this 1898-nucleotide messenger RNA. The record is from RefSeq and is a predicted model, not a curated record. Lineage: Eukaryota; Metazoa; Chordata; Actinopteri; Perciformes; Serranidae.